This is a messenger RNA of Lottia gigantea (owl limpet), 789 nucleotides long. RefSeq lists its product as hypothetical. Gene Ontology annotation, biological process: water transport; glycerol transmembrane transport. The annotation marks the transcript as partial. The record is from RefSeq and is a predicted model, not a curated record. The transcript has 6 exons. Gene Ontology annotation, molecular function: glycerol channel activity; water channel activity. NCBI's taxonomy places the organism in Eukaryota, Metazoa, Mollusca, Gastropoda, Lottiidae. Gene Ontology annotation, cellular component: basolateral plasma membrane; plasma membrane.
AUAAAGAAAAUAGCACUCAAAUUACGAAUCAAAAAUAAACUUGCUAAAGAUGUGUUAGCGGAGUUUUUUGGAACUUUUGUGCUUUGCUCUUUUGCUAUUGGUGCCAGUUGUCAGUAUGUAUUAACCAGACAGAAAUUAGCCAGUUUUUUAACAUUAAAUUUGGCAAAUGGUGCUGGAUUAGUGUUUGGUGUUUACACCGCAGGUGGCGUAUCCGGGGCCUCGCUGAAUCCAGCCACUACUAUCGCACUGUGUCUCCAUGGAUUAAUGGAUUGGUAUAAAUUUCCAUUUUAUACGAUAGCAGAAUUAGCAGGAGCAUUCUUGGCAGCUGCUGUUCAAUAUGGUGUCAAUUAUGAUAUGUUAAAUGCUUAUGAUGGAGGGAAUAGAUCCACAGAAGGACCAAAUGCAACGGCGGGCAUGUUUUCUACUUUCCCAAAUCCAGAUGUUUCGACUCUAAAUUGCCUCUUUGAUCAGAUAUGGGCAACAUGUCUACUAAUAGUGUGUGUAUUCGCAGUUAUUGAUAAAAGAAACUUUAUGCCAAUCGACAAAGGGUUGCUACCACUAUCGUUAGGAACAAUUGUGUUCGGUAUUGGUUCAUGUUGGGCAGGAAAUUGUGGAUUCCCUCUAAAUCCUGCUCGAGAUCUAGGACCACGUUUAUUUACUGCUAUAGCCGGAUGGGGAAUCGAACCAUUUAGUCAUAGAAAUUAUAACUGGUUUUGGGUACCAAUAGUUGGUCCCUGCAUAGGGGCUUCUCUCGCCUACUUUGUUUAUAUGUUGUUUAUUGAGUUACAU